This is a messenger RNA of Schistosoma mattheei, 2466 nucleotides long. The record is from the annotation of a GenBank genome assembly. NCBI's taxonomy places the organism in Eukaryota, Metazoa, Platyhelminthes, Trematoda, Strigeidida, Schistosomatidae.
AUGAUUUCAACAAUUAGAGACUGUACCGAAGUCAGUGUGUUCCUACUGAAAACAUCAAUGGCUCAGUGGGGCUCAUACGGUUCUUACUGGCAAGGUGCUUGUCCAGGAUAUUAUGAUUAUACACAACCUGCUCAGACAUAUGAUUAUAAUCAUCAAACUAUUCCAGUUUCAUCAGUUCAAGAAAAGCCUUCCACACCUCCCCCACCCGGAGUAGAAUCUACUGCUUCCAAGAUGGAUGGGACUGUUACAAUGACAAGCUCCAUUUCAGCAACUUAUGACACAUCGUGGUGUACUUCGACUCCAUUUCAUUCUCAAAACUUCUCUUGUGCUUAUAAUUAUUCACCUGCGCUCCCACCCCGUCAACCGGUCAUGUUCGACCCAAGUCCACAGAGGCCUAUGAUGCCAAACGUUUCGUAUUCUUCAUAUGGUUCUCCACAGUUCCCGUUGCAUAUGCGAAGUCAGUUAGGGUGUAACUGGAACGCAGCUAGACCUACUUAUGGUUAUCCAGUUAAUGGAGGUGCGGUUCAGUCGUUUGGUAUGUGGCCUGACGGAAGACCAUCUGUUCAUUCCAAUGGUUUGGCAGUGACGGGUCCACGGUUUCCAUUCCAGAGUACUUUAGAUUCUCCAAACACAGUGGCUAUUGAAAAUACUGCGAAUACCCCAAUUUCUAAAGAAGUCUUACAGCAACCACCUGCCAGUUUUCAGGACAAAGGAGCAAAAGAGCAGUGGAGCGAUGAACUCAAAGAGUACGUCCAGCGAGCUUUCUGCAGCAUUGAUACAAGUGAGGAAAAAGAUCAAAUGGAACGGAUUUUAAAAGAAAAAUUGGAGUACGUUUUUAGAAAUAACAUCAAGGUCGAUUGGAAGACAGAAAAUAUCCCAACUAUCCCUAGUCGUGCGAUUGCUAGUUUCCGUAAAUCCUUUAAUAUCAGGGGUAAUUCUGUCAAUGUCGUGCGACCUGUUCAACUUCCCAGUCCUCGUGGACUUCGCCCAACGGGUCCAUCAAGGGGAGCUCCUGCACGUCUUCCUGUUGGGCUUUUGUCGAGAGGUGGCCGCAAUGUGUUUUCGUCUUCAGUUGUUAAGAGUAUAUCACCAUCCAAAAAGUUGCCAUCGAAAUCUCGCUCACCUAGUCGUUCUCCUGUUUCCAAACCUCUAAAAGAUUGGCAGAGAAAACGUUUAUAUAGAUCCAGGUCUAGUUCAUCUUCAAAAUCACGUGGCUCCCCUCAUUCUUCAUCCUCAAGUAGUUUCAGGACAAAACGCCAUCGGCGUCGGGACUCUCGGUCGCGCUCUGGUUCUCGGCACGCACAGAGAAAAACGAAUGAUGUAAAGGAUUCUCAGAAAAGUACACCGCAAUUAGCCACCAGGGGUAAUUCCAAAGGUAGACGGCGGAGACGCGGUGGUGCUUCGAACGCCGACCCAAGUACGGACGCAAAUACCUCUAAUGAAGAUGGAACAGCUGUAAGGGGUCGUGGACGUGGCAGCUGGCGUGGUAAACGUGGAAAUAUUUCAAAGCAUACUCCUCCAAGUGAAUCUCGCCUUACACAACGAGCCAGUAGAUUUAAAGAUCAUCUAGUGCAGUCACCUAUUGGAUCAGGUUCCAUUGGACGAACCACCAGUCAGUUGCUUUCGAAUUACACUGACGAACGUGAUGAUCUAGCUGUUGAUUUUGGUAGCUGUCAAAUCAUUGGUACCAUGCAAGAAAUAGAAAAACAAUACUUAAGACUGACUCGAGCCCCAGAUCCUACAGAAGUGCGACCCUUAGCAAUUUUGAAGCUUUCUUUGGAGCACGUCAAAGAAAAAUGGCGUUCAAAUACCGAUUAUCACUGGGUGUGUGAGCAGUUCAAAAGUAUACGUCAAGACUUAACUGUACAAGGUAUCGAAGAUGAUUUUGCAGUAUCAGUUUAUGAAGCACAUGCAGAUGUAGCCUUAGAAGCUGGUGAUUUUGAAGAAUUUCAUCAAUGUCAAAGUCAGUUGCUCCGUCUCCAUAAAGAAGGUUUAGGUGUUAGUAGACUGCUAGAAUUUACAGCCUACAGACUUCUUUAUUACAUCUUCACUCUCGAUAUUUUAGGUAUCAAUACUAUCAUGGCUGGUUUACGUCCAACUCACAAAACUAAUCCAUGUGUUUCAUUUGCUUUAAAACUCCGGUCAGCGUGGUCGUUGAGUAAUUAUCACCGUUUCUUCAAACUUCUUUGUCCAGCUAAUGAUGAUCAACAACCUCCUUUACGGUGCAAACAUGUUGUAAACUGGUUUGUUGAUCGUGAAAGAAAAGAGGCUAUCAGACUAAUGUUUAAGGUUUUCCGUCCUACAAUAAGUCUUUCGUUUAUAUCAAAAUUAAUCGGGUUUUCCUCUACUGCUUUAUGUAAAGAUUUUAUUUGUAAAGAAUUUACUCUACCAGAAUCCAAUUUGGAGCCGAUAGAAAAAAUCGAUGCGAAGGUGGUUUGGAGUCUUAUGUGUUCACAGUCAACAUGA